AGGGCCUUUCACCAGGGUUCUUCUGAUGUACGGCUUCCACCAGUGUGAGGCAAAAGGAUGACCUUGUUUGGUGGGCAGGACACCUGUGAAAGAAGUUGCUGUGUGUGCGAAAGUGUGUGGGAAGAAAGAGCCACCUAGAAUGCCCCCACCAAGCCAGCCAGAGGUAGGUCUUCUCCAGGAGAGUUCCAACAGAUCCCUGAAUGCAACAGAAACCCUAGGUGCUUGGGAUCCAGGGAGCCUCCUAGCACUCAAGAUCUGUCUUGCCGUGGUCCUUUCCAUCAUCACAUUGGCCACAGUCGUCUCAAAUGCCUUUGUGCUUACCACCAUCUUCCUCACCAGGAAGCUCCACACCCCAGCCAACUAUCUCAUUGGCUCCCUGGCUGUGACUGACCUCUUGGUUUCCAUCUUGGUCAUGCCCAUCAGCAUUGUGUAUACUCUCACCCACACUUGGAGCUUUGGCCAAAUCCUGUGUGACAUCUGGCUGUCUUCUGACAUCACGUGCUGCACAGCAUCCAUCCUGCACCUCUGUGCCAUUGCUCUGGACAGGUAUUGGGCCAUCACUGAUGCCCUGGAGUACAGCAAACGCCGGACAGUGGGCCACGCGGCUGCUAUGAUUGCCAUUGUGUGGGUCAUCUCCAUCUGUAUCUCCAUCCCACCACUCUUCUGGCGACAGGCCAAAGCUCAUGAAGAGAUGUCUGACUGCCUGGUGAACACCUCCCAGAUCUCCUACACCAUCUACUCAACAUGUGGGGCCUUCUAUAUCCCGUCAGUGUUGCUUAUCAUCCUCUAUGGCAGGAUCUACGUGGCUGCCCGACACCACAUCCUGAAUCCACCAUCACUCUAUGGGAAGCGCUUCACCACAGCCCACCUUAUCACAGGUUCUGCAGGGUCCUCAGUCUGCUCCCUCAGUCCCAGCCUCCACGAGGGGCACUCUCAUUCGGCUGGCUCCCCUCUCUUUUUCAACCACGUGAGAAUUAAGCUCGCUGAUAGCGUCCUGGAGCGCAAGAGGAUUUCUGCAGCUCGAGAAAAGAAAGCCACCAAAACCCUGGGGAUCAUCCUAGGGGCCUUUAUUGUCUGCUGGUUGCCCUUUUUUGUUGCAUCCUUGGUCCUCCCCAUCUGCCGGGACUCCUGCUGGCUCCACCAAGCUAUCUUUGACUUCUUCACCUGGCUAGGCUAUUUAAAUUCCCUCAUCAAUCCAAUAAUCUACACUGUGUUUAAUGAAGAGUUUCGGCAAGCAUUUCAGAAAGUCAUCCAUUUUCGGAAGGCCUUCUAGUCUUAAUUAGAGGUGACACUUAUUAUCUUUUGUGUCCCGUAGCCUGACUGAGAUUGUCGUUUU
Elephantulus edwardii (Cape elephant shrew) is the source of this 1336-nucleotide messenger RNA. RefSeq names its product 5-hydroxytryptamine (serotonin) receptor 1D, G protein-coupled (gene HTR1D). The transcript has a single exon. Gene Ontology annotation, biological process: smooth muscle contraction; vasoconstriction; regulation of behavior. Gene Ontology annotation, molecular function: neurotransmitter receptor activity; G protein-coupled serotonin receptor activity. The record is from RefSeq and is a predicted model, not a curated record. Gene Ontology annotation, cellular component: dendrite; plasma membrane. Lineage: Eukaryota; Metazoa; Chordata; Mammalia; Macroscelidea; Macroscelididae. Bases 140 to 1273 code for a protein of 377 amino acids.